AUGAGGAAGGUUAUUAUGGUCAACGACACUCAUUUAUACGGUAAGUACGAGGGCGUGAUGCUAAGCAUAGUUGCACAGGAUAUGGAGAACCAUAUUUAUCCCAUUGCUUUUUGUGUCGUUGACAAGGAGAACAAUGUAUCUUGGACGUUCUUCUUUGAGAAGCUGAAGUUUAUUAUGGUUGAUAGACUAGAUUUGUGCUUUAUCUCCGAUAGGUACAAGAGCAUCGCCAACGGCAUUGCGAAGGCAUACAACCAUGCUCAUCACAGGUACUGUAUGAGGCACCUAGGUGAAAAUCUUUGGGUAAAUCACCACUGCGGAGAGCACCUCUAUCUAUUCUACAAUGCGGCAAAGGCAUAUUCUCCCAAGGAGUUUAGCGACCAUUUUAUGGAAUUCAAGAACUACUAUCCUGAGGUAGCCUUUUUCCUCGAGCAUGAGCUUGGUUUUGAGAAAUGGAGCAGGGCAUAUUUCCUUAGCAAUAGGUUUGACGUAAUGACCACAAAUAUUGUCAAGUCGGUGAAUGCUAUAUUAAUUUAUGAAAGGGAGUACCACGUGGCAUCCAUAUUCAAUUCGAUUGCCAAAAGGUUUGGUGAAAUAUUCAGGGAAAGGCGUGCCUACGUCCUCAAAUAUAAGGAUAACAAAUUUGUUCCCACAACCGAAAAAAUCUUAAGAGACAAUAUGAGUGAGGGCGACUCCUUCUAUGUGGAGAACAUAAGUAGGGACGAAAGGCAAUACACAGUGUUCAGAAGUGGUUGUACAGCCAAAGUCGACCUACUGGAAAGGCCGUGUUCUUGCAGGAAGUUUGACCUGGUCAAAAUACCAUGUGAUCACGCGAUGGCCGCUUUGCGAUUGAAGCACGGUGAAGAUUAUGGUUUAAGAGUCUAUGAUUACUCUUCUCCCCUAUAUAAAGUAGAAGAGUACCUCCUUGCGUAUUCAGAAUCAAUUAAUGUUGUCCCUUUGGAGUCCGAAUGA
Messenger RNA from Capsicum annuum, 969 nucleotides. RefSeq lists its product as uncharacterized. Bases 1 to 969 code for a protein of 322 amino acids. Gene Ontology annotation, molecular function: zinc ion binding. The transcript has a single exon. NCBI's taxonomy places the organism in Eukaryota, Viridiplantae, Streptophyta, Magnoliopsida, Solanales, Solanaceae. The record is from RefSeq and is a predicted model, not a curated record.